Taeniopygia guttata (zebra finch) is the source of this 3030-nucleotide messenger RNA. Its product is annotated as serpin B4. The record is from RefSeq and is a predicted model, not a curated record. Gene Ontology annotation, biological process: negative regulation of endopeptidase activity. Lineage: Eukaryota; Metazoa; Chordata; Aves; Passeriformes; Estrildidae. Gene Ontology annotation, molecular function: serine-type endopeptidase inhibitor activity.
AUGUGGCACAGGGGGAAUAGGAGGUGGUGUCCUGGUACAUUUAUUCCAGUGCCUGAAUCAGCUGGGUGGAGUAGGGUUUCUCAUGCAGAAGAGGCUGCAAUUCACCCUCAGGUCCAACUUUGCAUAGGAAAGCUCAAGCCUACCACAAAACAUCUGUUUUCCUGUUUGAAGUGUGAAGAAGAUGAAGGAGUCCAUUCCCAGUUCCAGGCUCUGCUGGCUGAAGUCAGUGAACCUGGACCAGGCUGCUGUCUCACCAUUGCCAACAGGCUUUUUGGAGAAAUUACUUAUCCAUUCUUCCAGCAAUACUUGGAUUCCACAAAGAAAUUCUAUCGAGCAGAACUGGAACCAGUAAAUUUUAAAUACACUGAAGAAGAAGUCAGAGACAAAAUUAACUUCUGGGUUGAAAAUGAAACAAAAGGCAAAAUCAAAGACCUAUUUGCUGCUGGUUUUAUUGAUCCCUCUACUGUACUUGUCCUGGUCAAUGCUAUAUAUUUUAAAGGAAAGUGGGCAGUAGAAUUUAAGAAAGAAGACACUAAGGAAGCAUUUUUCCACCUGAACAAGAACGAGAGAAGGAAAGUGCAGAUGAUGUUUCAAGAAGGAUAUUUUAACAUGGCCAUCAUAGAGGAACUGAAAACAAAAGUCAUAGAGCUCCAAUACUUCAAUAAUGAACUGAGCAUGUUCAUUCUUCUUCCUGAAGAUGACUGUGAGGACUUUACUGGACUAGAACAGCUUGAAUGUGCCCUCACCUACGAAAAGCUCGCAGAAUGGACCAGCUUGGCUACGAUGCAACCCCUGAGAGUGAAGGUGUUCCUGCCCCAGUUCAAGAUGGAGGAAAGUUAUGUUCUCAACAACACUCUCCAGGAGAUGGGAGUAAUGAAUGUUUUUGACUGGGGAAAAGCUGAUUUGUCAGGAAUCUCUAUGAAAGAUGGCUUGGCUGUGUCCAAGGCCAUCCAGAAGACAAUUGUGGAAGUCAAUGAAGAGGGCACUGAAGCAGGAUGUUCCACGGGGCUUCUUGCAAUGCCUCUGUGUUGCCCAGUAACUUGUGAGUUCAGAGCUGACCAUCCAUUCCUCUUCUUCAUCAGACACAACCAAACCAACACCAUUCUCUUUUUUGGAAGGUAUUCCUCUCCCUAAGUGGAGGUUAUAUUGGAAAUUAGAUCUUUCUCCCCACUUACAUCCCAACUGGCAAACAAUAAGGAUAAAAAACAAAACAAAAGAAAUUUCUCUAGACUUUAUCCUAAAGUCUAGUUUGGUGUAAAUAAAAAGAUUAUCUGAGAAGAUGCAAAUUAAAGAUAAAACCCUAAACCCCAUGAAUCUUAGGCAUAUUUUACUUUUAGAAGACCUCAGGAAAAUGACAUAUACCUUAAAAUACACUAUGAGGUAUUUGCCAAAAUGCCGUAGUCCUUUAGCGGUAUCUUCAAAGAAAAUUUUAUUUUGAGCCUUUCCUAAUGCAGUAGGGAUCCAUUAAACCCAUGAGUUUAGUGCCUAGAAGAUGAGUGAUACCUUCUCUCACAUGAAGUAGACAGGAGGAUAGGGACCUGCAUUAAAAGCAUAACCUCAGGCACUUGGUCUCUUUUAGCCUUACCUACCUAAGGUCUCAAGGAAAAUACCACUUUAUAGGGGAGCAUCAAAAUAUUCCACUACGGCCUCCUAUUAAAUACUGACUGGGGGCAGUGUUUCAAACUGGAGCCCUCAGGGUUUAUUCUCAGAGAGCAGAGAAGACAGAAGAUUUUCUGGUGUAAUUUUGCUUGUUCUCAAGAAGGGCAGACCCAUUGCUUUUUUUUUUUUUUUUUUUAUGGGUGAAAAACUCUGUAUGUGUGACCAAGUUCUCCAACUUCCUCAUAAACUCCCACAUAACAAAACCAGGGUUUCAGAAUAAUGGAACAAUUUUCUGACAAGGCCUGUUCUGUGAUGGCUGGGAAUGAGACACAUAAUUCCCACAUUAAACUUGAAGUAGUCAUGAGCUAUUCUCACUUCUAAGAGCCAGCUCUGUUUUGGGCCUCGGGUAGCAUGUGUUUCUUGUUCCAGCUAUUUUAUUAAUCAAUAAUAUAAAAAAAAAAUUAAAAAAUCUAUAGUGAUGUUUUUUAAAUGGGUAGUAUGUGUUUAUUAUUUAUUAUUAUUAUUACAAUUUAUCAUGAUAAACUCACUGCAAACUAAAUAGUAAAUAAAGUAGUCUGCUGAAUUAAGUAAACAGAGGAAUAGUCUAAUAUAGUAAGUAAAAAUAAUGGCAAUCCUUUCCAAAAAUGUAAAUGACACUGAAGUCUACCUCCCACUCUUGAAUAUUCACCAUGUUGAGUUUAGACACUGGACAAUUCAACAUUAGGGUACAUAAACUCUGAAUCUUCUCCCUCUUUUACAUGACCACUAUUAGUUGCCUGACUUGGGGUUAAGCAGUUCUCUGGGAAGCAAAUCAAGAGGAAAAUUCUGGUGAAGCCAAUUUUCUUGCUUAUGAUCUAGUUCCCUAAACCACCUCCUGGAUGUUGUGGAGUAGGUGGUGAGAAGGAAUAGCACAGGGUCACAAGAAUGGAGCAGUCUGCCCAGUCUGGCAGUAGGUAACGUCCAAAAUCCACAGAUACAUUAAGAGUACUUGCUUUUAUGGGAAAAAUAUUCCAGCCUUUGAUGAAUCACUUCUUUUCUUGUUACUCGCUGAUGGGAAAAAGGUAAACACUGGGAGCAUACUGGUGCCAUUGUAGAACUAAUGAGUCAAUGGGGUCUUCCAAAUGCUGAGAUAUGCAGGAAAAAUUACAGUAAAUUACAGUACUCAACAUAAAUUGAACUGCUGAAAAAAGCAGACCCAUUAUAGUCUGGAGAAACUUCAUAUGGCUGCAAAUGCAGUAUGAAAUACAGCCUGAAAUAAUUAAAUUGCCUGUACAGACAGUUUUCAUGCCAUUAUCUGGUAAGAGAACACAAAAAACAGGUUGUUAGCUCUUUGAUAAAUAAAGUAUUCAAAAAACAGCUAUACAUGUUUUUCAACAACUGCCAUUGGAAUUUUAUGUAAAUCUGGUUUGUCUCUAAUCGAAAUUACUCAGG